This is a messenger RNA of Chelonus insularis, 2856 nucleotides long. RefSeq names its product repressed by EFG1 protein 1-like. Gene Ontology annotation, cellular component: extracellular region. Bases 1151 to 2629 code for a protein of 492 amino acids. Lineage: Eukaryota; Metazoa; Arthropoda; Insecta; Hymenoptera; Braconidae. The transcript has 9 exons. The record is from RefSeq and is a predicted model, not a curated record.
CGCAAACUCACCACUUGUGCCUUGACUCUCGCGUCUCGAUUCCAUUCCUUUUCCAACGAUCGCCGGAACGACGUGUUGAAAAUUCAAUUAUUGUUUCAAUUUUUACAAUUAUACAGUAUCAGUCAGAAAUUAUUUUAACUUGAUUGAUCCAUUAUUUGACUCAACUAAGUGAUAUUAUUUCAUUCUACAGAUGUAAAAUAUUAUUGUCACCGUCACUGAAAGGUUUUAUUUUGAAUGCGUAAAUUUUACCAAAGUGUGUAUAUCUCAUGAAGCAUUAAAGUGAUUUUUAUUUAAUUGGAGUGUGUGAUUAGCAAUGAAAAUUUUUACACAUGGUGUUUACAUUGAUAAAUUUUUUUCGUAAACAUUAAGCAUUAAUUUAGACAUCUGGAACCCAUUUCCUUAAUAAUUUUGUCACAAGCUAAAUUCACUAGUGAAUAAUGUAAAUGUGUUAAUUAGUAUGUGUAACACUUGUAAUCACUAAAAAAAACAAUGAUAAAUUUAUUAACACCGUGUAAAGCGUGAGUGUCAAUGUGAUCCAAAUAUUAGCAUAGUGUAUCAAUGUCAUUGCAUCUUUUUAAGGUUUUAUACACAAAACUGAAAUAUUAUUGAAUCUGCAGAAACAGUUGAAUUGUAUACACUCAUUCAAUGAUAAUUCAAUUUAUCAAAUAUAUUGUAAACCAUGAAACGAACUACUAGAAAAAAUGUCGAAGAUGUUUAUGUCAAGUUGUGACCUCGAUCUUGAGGUUGAUCGCUAAUAGCUCCAUAGGAAAGUAAGUUUUGUUGACAUAUAGAACCUUACAGGCUUCAUUUAUCAAGAGAAAGAUUAAAAAACUACUUAUUACUUUUAACUCCAAAAUAUAACAAACUUUGAAAAUAAAAUUCAAUUGCAAAAAAGAAAUAAAGGAAAUAAAGAAAAGUCUAGAAUUUUAUCGAUCGUCACAACUACUUAAUACAGGGACGCCUUCAUUACAAAAAGAAGAUGGGAUCUUACAGACACGUGUGAAUGAUUUCUUUGUGGAUUGUAGUUAUCUGAUGUCUAUAGUGUUUAUUUAAAGAGGGUAGUGAUUCGCAUAUGCAGUAGAAGACGUCACGAUACACAAGGGCAAAAUAAAAUCGAUUACCGUCAAGUUUGCUGCAUCAUAAAAGUACAAUGACCUCCAAAACGGGAAGGGCUUAUUCGGUGAGAUCUCCAAGAAUAGGAGGCCCAUUAUCGCAGUCCCUUGCAAUGAUUCCACCAACAAUGCAUGGACAUGAAUUCAAUCAACCCUUGUCGAGGGUCGUUAUGGUCAGAAAGACUGACCAGAGAACAUUCAGUAAAGGUAGAAGAGGCGGAGAACCUCUAUUAGAAACUGUAACACGUGAAACUGUAGAGUUAUUCAACGGUGGACGUGCUGAAAGGAAAUACACUUCAGAAACAAGGGAUAUAGUAACACCAAAGUCGAGUAGAUCAAGAGAAAAUUCUGUACGAUCAAAAUCACCAUUAACUGCAUCUCCAGCCUCACCUGGGCCUUUAUCCAGUUCACUUCACGGUAGUUUUCAUGGAAGCCUUGGAAGCGAUGGAAUGUCUUGUAGUAGUGCGAGAUCAUCCUCAGCUUCUCCCGAUUCAGCUCGUUAUUCAUCCUCUCAGAUAACAAAGACUGACACGCGUAAACCAUCUGUGCGCAGAUUUGGACCUGAUAAAGAAUUUAUCAAUCUGUGUUUGGAGACUCACAAUUACUAUAGAUCCCGACAUGGAGUCCCGCCACUUCGACUUAAUAAACAGCUUUGUAAAACGAGUCAAGACUGGGCAAACAUUUUGGCAACUAAAGGGAGACUAGAACAUAGAGCCAACAUAGAAUAUGGCGAAAAUUUGUAUUGUAUGUGGAGUUCAAAUCCAAAGACAAUUGUAAAUGGCGAUGAGCCAGUUAAUGACUGGUAUGCAGAAGAAGUGCAACAUCAAUAUAACAGAGAACCUACAACCCUAAAAACAGGUCACUUUACGCAGGUCAUAUGGAGAGGCAGUACAGAACUUGGCGUUGGAAUGUCUCGUAACCGCAAUGGAGAAGUAUACGUGGUUUGUAAUUAUAACCCAGCAGGAAAUUUUCUCGGAAGUUUUAUGGAAAAUGUGUUACCACCAGCUGACAGAUCACCGAGACCCUCUGUACUCAAUAAAGUCAGCUUACCUUCGUCAGAUAUGAUUGCAUGGCAACAAGAAGCUUUAAAUGUUCACAAUGAAUACAGGAGACGUCAUAGAGCACCUGAUCUUAUACUAAAUCCUGAAUUAACAGCGGCUGCGAAAGCAUGGGCAAACAAACUGUUGAAUACAAACAAAUUGGUGCCUCAAUCAUCAUCACCUUACGGCGAAAAUAUUUACUCCGUCCAGUGUUCUGACCCGAAUCUCACAGUUUCUGCCCGUGAAGUAGUGUCAAAAUGGUACUCAGAGAAAAAAGAGCAUAAGUUUGGAGUUGAACCAAAAAUUUUGAAUACUUGUCACUUUACUCAAAUCGUGUGGAGGAAUACAAGUGAAAUGGGAAUAGCCAUAGCUAAAAAAGACGGUACAUGUAUUAUUGUUGCUUGUUAUUACCCGAGAGGUAAUAUUGUUGGACAGUUUACGGAAAAUGUUCUUAAAUCAGUUAAAAACGUUUCAUAAUAUUUUUAUUGUGUUCUUAAUAUUACCGGUAUAUAAAUUGUAUUUAAAUUUUUUGAAUAGACUUAUGUACGCAUUUAUGUAUAUAAUACAUACGUACCCAUGCAUAGAGUAAACAUUCCAAUAAAUAAUUAUAAUAAAUAUCCAUGAGAAAUAAAUAUUUAUAAAAAUUAAUGUUAAAAAUUAGGAUAAAAAUUCCAGUUAUUGUACUUGGACAAUUUUUACUUCUU